Rhagoletis zephyria (snowberry fruit fly) is the source of this 4642-nucleotide messenger RNA. Its product is annotated as cyclin-G-associated kinase-like. Gene Ontology annotation, molecular function: protein serine/threonine kinase activity; AP-2 adaptor complex binding; ATP binding. Lineage: Eukaryota; Metazoa; Arthropoda; Insecta; Diptera; Tephritidae. Gene Ontology annotation, cellular component: cytoplasm. The record is from RefSeq and is a predicted model, not a curated record. Gene Ontology annotation, biological process: regulation of clathrin-dependent endocytosis; protein phosphorylation; positive regulation of Notch signaling pathway.
GUUGCGCUGUCAUGGCGUAAUUUCCCUUGGUCUUCUUUGAAAAACACAAGUAUUGUUAAAAAGUGAAGUUUUCUGAAAAUUCUGUGCAAAGCAAUUUAAAAAAUUAAUUCGAAGGAGAACGCGGGCAUUAUUGUUGACUAGAGCAAAAAGUUCGCGUAAUAUAAAAUGAGUGAAUUCUUUAAAUCUGCAAUGGGCUACUUCAAUACAGCCCCAAACCCGAAUACAGUGGCAGAUUCUGUCCUUGGAAAUUCUGGCAGCGUGUCUCCUAGUGAAAACAUAACGACAAACGAGUUCUGUGGCCAAGUUGUUGAGGUAGCAGGUCAAAAGCUCGGUGUAAAGCGUGUUAUUGCAGAAGGCGGUUUUGCAUUUGUAUAUGUCGCUCAAGAUGUUCAGACGGGAAAAGAAUACGCCCUCAAACGUCUCAUUGGCACUGAUAAGCAAGCUUGCAAUGCUAUCAUUAAUGAAAUUAACACACACAAACAGCUUUCUGGUCAUCCAAAUAUUGUUGCAUUUGUUGGAGCAGCAUUUGUUGAUAAAACAACUGGACCUCAACAGCGUGCUGAAUACUUGCUAUUAACGGAGCUUUGUAAUGGAGGAUCGCUUAUAGAUUGCUUGAAUGCAUCACUAGAACCUGCUUUGGUGCUACGUGUUUUCUACCAAGCCUGUCGAGCAGUGGCUCAUAUGCACAGUCAGUCUCCACCUAUGACACAUCGCGAUAUUAAGAUUGAAAACUUUCUAAUUGGAAAUGAUAAACUACUUAAACUUUGUGACUUUGGAUCAGCAACUAAAGACACAUAUGCCCCGACUGUUGAUUGGGGAGCUAAACAACGAAAUCUUCUGGAGGAUAAGCUCAGCUCUGUUACAACACCAAUGUAUCGUGCACCUGAAAUGUUGGACACCUGGUCAAAUUAUGAAAUUGGUAUAAAGGUGGAUGUUUGGGCUUUGGGUUGCGUAUUAUAUGCUUUAUGUUUUCAAAAACAUCCUUUUGAAGAUUCAGCUAAAUUGCGGAUCGUAAAUGGGAACUAUAUUUUACCUACCGAUCCUCGUUUUCACUGUUUUCAUGAAAUAAUCAAAGGGUGUCUAACUGUGAAUCCAGCGCAUCGCUUUAAUAUAUCGACGGUUCUAGAACGUCUGGCAUCUAUAGCGGAAACAAAAAAUUGGUCGCUGAAAAGUGGUCUUGAAUUACGCGGUAAGCCUAUAGAAUCUCCCCAGCCCAGUACUCCCGUGAACGGUACAAAUACACCUCACCUUAGUGGUGGCAAUGGCACACCAGCAUCUGGAGUUGUAGAGAACAUGGGUAAAUCGAUGUUUUAUUUGGAUGACCCAUCAGGACCAAAUUCGCAGCCAGUCAGUAUUCAUCAAGCGAACCAACAUCAAAACAAUAAUCCGACAAGUGCACAAUCGGGAAAUACUGUCACUUCUAAUAGUAGUUUGUUUUCGUCGUUGCGCGGUGGGGCAGGAAGUUUUCUAAAAAACCUUAAAGAUACUUCAUCUAAGGUAAUGCAAACGAUGCAACAAACUAUCGCGCGAACUGACUUAGAUAUCAGCUAUAUAACAUCGCGUAUUCUUGUGAUGCCUUGUCCGUCAGAAGGGUUCGAAUCUGCUUAUAAAACUAAUAAUAUUGAGGAUGUGCGAUUAUCAAUUGAAAGUCGCUUUCCACCUCAAACAGUGAGCAUAUAUAACUUUGGCCAAAGCAACUGCCCUCGAUUACCACCACCUGUGCGUACUGUCGAAGUUGGCUCUAUAUAUAUUUGCAUGCAGGCGCAUUCACCCAGCUUGCAAGGCAUGUUUUCAGUUGUCGAAGACAUGUACAGCUUUUUAGCCGCGGAUCCUAAAUCUGUUGUUAUUAUACAAACGAACGACUCAGGUGGUUGUUCUGCCGCAACGAUAGUUGCCGCGCUUCUUAUGUAUGCGAACUUAAUUCAUGAACCCGAAGACGCUGUCCAAGUUUUCGCUGUAAAACGUCACCCCAUUAACCUUAGACCAUCGGAAUUUCGUUAUUUAUAUUAUUUUGGCGAUGUUUUGCGUCCAACACCAUUGUUACCGCAUUACAAAAGUAUCAACUUAGUAUCUUUGUGUUGCCAACCCGUGCCCCGUAUGACCAAAGCACGUGAUGGAUCUCGCAUUUACAUGGAAGUCUACUGCAAUGAUCGACUAGUGCUCAGCACUUUGCAGGACUACGAAAAGAUGAGGCUGUAUUUAGCAGGACCGGGAAAAAUUAUGUUGCCCAUAAAUCUAACGGUUUGUGGAGAUCUGAUAGUGGUGCUUUAUCAUGCGCGGAAUGCACUUAAAGGCAUGGUGCGUCCUCAGAGUUUGAAGAUUUGUCAAUUUCAAAUCAACACGGGCUUCAUACCGGAACAAGAAACAUUGAUAACAUUUUCCUCGAAUGAUCUCGAUGAUUUACCGGAUGCCGAUCAGGUUCCUCAUGACUUUUCGGUUUCGCUGUCGUUGAGUUUCACAGAUAACGAAUGCCCGCCGAGUAGGAAUCCUCCUUGGUUACCAGCAAAGCCCAUAAGAAACGCACAACAUAUAUUUAGUUCACAAUUAGAAUUCGAGGAAAUGGUGGAUAAUUUCGUGACAAAACCUAGUUCCAUUAACAAACCUACGCCUGUUAAGUCAGUUGCUUCGGUAGAUAAUGUACCCAAACUAUUGCGUUCUGAUUCAACGCCUAUUUUACCUGAUGUUACCGAAAUAAAGCAAGAGGAUCAAGAGGAUGUACCUCGAAUCCAACCUCAACCAUCACCACCAAUAGACUUGCUUAAUUUAAACCAGCCCCAACCCCAGCUGCCGGUGCAAGAUCCACAAGCCACGGUUAUGCCUACGAGUGACGCUAGUUUCGAUUUGCUUGGAGCAUUCGGGGAUGAUAAUUCAUCUGGCAUCGGCUCGGCUCCAAUACCUGAUAUUUUAGAAAUUAAUGUACAACCUACUUCAAAUGCCAACCUUGAUGAUAUCUUCGGCUCAGUUGCUUCACCGGCGCCGAAAAUCAACCUGGAGUUUAAUAGUUUCUCUGUACACCAGCCGACACCAACUAGUGUAAACACUUCAGCGACGACUAAAGUAACCCCAACCUCAGCAACUGGUACUUACUUUGGCUCAGUGCCUACAUUCAACACGAAUCCCAGCAAGGAACCAUCACCACAAAAUCCCAAAGAUCCAUUUGCUGACAUUGCCAAUUUAGCCUCUGGUCUCAAUAUCAACUUCAACCCACACACGUUAGGCAGUAAAUCAACAGGUGCUACACCCAUCGGAAAUAGCCCAUAUACUACACAAUUCUCGAGUCCAACACACAACGCCAGCAGUGUGCGAACACCACAGUCACAGCAACCGGCUGCUACUGUCUCGCCGAAUCAUAUAACGUCUCCAAGUGGGGUAGGGGGUUUUGGUGCAUCCUUUGCAGCUGGUCCUACAACAUUUUCAUCGUCUUCAAGCCAAAACACAAAUCGGCCAUCACCACAAACUACUGUUGCAUCGGGGGGAUCAACUACCCAGUCGAAUAGACCAGACUAUAGUCGAUCGAAUUUCGACACACCUAAAUCGGGGCAAAACGCCGGCGCACAAGCAAAAAAUGCAGACAUUUUUGCCGACAUACUAGGAGAACAAGGCUAUAGGUUUGGCAGUAAAAUGAAUCAAGGCCCGCGGUCCAUUAACGAAAUGCGUAAGGAGGAUCUCAUUAAAGAAAUGGAUCCAGAAAAAGUAAAAAUCAUAGAAUGGACUGAAGGCAAAAAGAACAACAUAAGAGCACUCUUAUGUUCUAUGCACACAGUGCUUUGGACGGAUGCAAAAUGGACUAAAUGUGAAAUGUCUACGCUCAUUUCGCCGGCAGAUGUGAAAAAAUCUUAUAGACGUGCAUGUCUGGCUGUACACCCAGAUAAGCACAACGGCACAGAAAAUGAGAGCAUAGCUAAAUUAAUAUUUAUUGAGCUAAACAAUGCAUGGACUGAUUUUGAGAAUGACACAACGCAGCAAAAUUUAUUUACCACAUAAAAUGUGAAAUUUUAAACGCACUACCCAGCGUAAUGAUACCUUCUUUCAGUCCUGCGGAAAACCAAUCUUUAGUUGCUUUGGAUAAAUUAGUUAAAAUAGGAAUAUGUACAAUUCAAUUACAUAGUUGAUAUGUGAGUAUGUAUAAUUUUUUUAUUAACUAGCUUUUAAAUGACUGGUAUAUGUAAUUCGAGACGCCAUUAACUGUAAGUUUCGCAUAGUAAUAUUAUACCGGUUGUAUUCUUUUGUAUACCUACAUACAUACAUAUUAUUUGAAACAAAAAUUCUAAAAGAUAAUAGCCAAUGUAUUUGAUUCUUUUUUCAAAUGGUCUGAUAUAUUUACUUAAUUGCUUUACUAAGAAAAUGCCUUAAAUAGUUAAUUUUUUUACAUAAACUUAUUUCCUUCCCUACUGAUUAAAAAUCAAAAGGAAUAUUCCCACCAUACUCUUGAGUGCUAGAACGACAGUCGUUCGUUUAUGAAACUCAAUUCAAUUUAAGAGAUUGGAUGUAUUUAAUUUUAGUUGUUGAAUUUAGCUAAUGAUAAACGCGAGGAUCUAUAUCUAAGGCAAGCAGUAUUAAAAAAUUUUAAUUGGUUUGUAUUUUUUUGCUAAAAUAGGAGCUCUGCCCAUUCGAUUCAAAAAUGUUAUUUGAAAAACAAAAA